CAUAGAGAAAAACACACAGAAAACAGCACCAAAUUAAAAAAAUGUCAUCUGCAACUUCACUUGGCUCUCCAUUUCUAUCUCCACCUUCUUCUUCAACUUCUUCGUUGAAACAUUCUUCUUCAUCAUCAUCUUCUCAUUCUCAUUUGGUCUCCUUCAAAUGCUCAAGAAACCAACGUCAUCCACACCUUAUCAAAGCUGAGCUAGACCAAAACACGGUGAUUGCUGUGGCUGUUGGAGUGGUUAGUGUAGCUGCUGGACUUGGGAUUCCGAUUUUCUACGAGUCACAGAUUGAUAAUGCCUCAAAACGAGAUAACACACAACCAUGCUUUCCAUGCAAUGGAACCGGGGCACAAUCGUGCAGAUUUUGCACAGGAAGUGGUACUGUAACAGUUGAACUUGGCGGUGGUGAAAAAGAAGUGUCUAAAUGCAUAAACUGUGAUGGUGCUGGUGGAUUAACGUGCACCACAUGUCAAGGCAGCGGGAUUCAACCUCGAUACCUUGACCGCAGAGAAUUCAAGGACGACGACUAGAGAUAGUCUUUUUGGGGGCAGCAUCUUUGGUGGAUUUCGGAUCAUGAUCAGAGGGUACUUAACUUCAUUUACUGUAAAGAUGAAUGAACAUCAUUGUUUUUUCCAUUUUCUCCUUGCAGAAAAAUAAUAUUCUCUUGCUUAUAAGAAACAUUACUAUAUCGGAAUAUAUCUACAUUUUUUUUGUAAA
Molecule: messenger RNA, 717 nt
Organism: Erigeron canadensis
Lineage: Eukaryota; Viridiplantae; Streptophyta; Magnoliopsida; Asterales; Asteraceae
Product: protein SPA, chloroplastic
Exons: 5
Coding region: 42-530 (162 amino acids)
Source: RefSeq, a predicted model, not a curated record